AUGGAACUUGGCAACAUAGAAUAUAAGGUGAAACUUGUGAACCCGUCGUCGUCACGUCUACAGCAUUUGAUCACGCAAAUGAAGUGGCGGCUCAGAGAAGGUCAAGGCGAGGCAAUCUAUGAGGUCGGUGUUGAGGAUGGUGGCAAAAUGAGUGGGUUGUCAGACGUAGAAAUGGAAGCAUCGCUGAUCACUUUGAAAGCCAUGGCGAAUGCUCUUGAUGCUAGCAUGGUCAUACUAACAGAGAAGGAUGUGACUCCUCGAGGCAGCUGUUCACGUCGCCGAGUGGUCGAAGUUCUCGUACGCAAGGUUCCCGAGAGUCAGCAGUUCAUCGAGUUGAGGUUAGCCGUACUUGGUGGCGCGGACGUUGGAAAAUCUACAUUCUGCGGUGUGAUGACUCAAGGUUGCCUCGAUGAUGGCAAUGGGAAGACCAGGCUUAACCUUUUCAGGUUUCCACAUGAGGUCCGUAGUGGAAAAACUAGCUCAGUGUGUUUGGACGUCAUUGGAUUCGAUUCGCGGGGAAAGCUUGUCAAUUAUGCUCAAAAUAGCCUUGAAGAAUUAGUGGAGCGGUCCAAGAAAAUAGUUACACUAAUCGAUCUGGCUGGUGAUUCGAAGUAUCUGAAAACCACCAUACAUGGAUUGACUGGCUACAAACCUCACUUCGCCUGCCUAUUAGUCUCUGCUGAAAUUGGACCAACCUCCACCACGAAAGAACAUCUUGGUCUUGCUGCAGCUCUCAAUAUUCCUGUUUUCGUAAUAAUAACAAAAUGGGAUCUCGUGGAAAAGGAACAACUGGACAGAGUUAUUAAGUCUGUGACGUCGUUACUUUCGCGAGCUGGUAUGGUUGCGUGCCCAAAACGAGUUAAGCGAAAAAGGGAUGCUGUC
Ostertagia ostertagi is the source of this 882-nucleotide messenger RNA. NCBI's taxonomy places the organism in Eukaryota, Metazoa, Nematoda, Chromadorea, Rhabditida, Trichostrongylidae. The record is from the annotation of a GenBank genome assembly.